Acanthosepion pharaonis is the source of this 555-nucleotide messenger RNA. Lineage: Eukaryota; Metazoa; Mollusca; Cephalopoda; Sepiida; Sepiidae. The record is from the annotation of a GenBank genome assembly.
AUGUAUAGUAAGCUGCUCUCAGAGAUGAUUGUGGGUGUUGCGAGUUCGUCCCUCACUGUGCCUGAUGACAUUAUCUACUCCGUUGUUCCCUUUGUUUCCAACGACGUUCAUUCAUUGCGUUCUAUCGAUUUUGGGGUUCGGAAUUUGCCGACACACGAACUCCCUUUUUCUCUCCUUUUCGAGAUAUUCAACCCCCUUCUGUUCAUUAUCUAUCUUCAUUGUCUUUUCAUAUCUAUCUAUCUAUCUAUCUAUCUAUCUAUCUAUAUCAUCUAUCUAUCUAUCUAUCUAUCUCAUUCUGUUCAUUAUCUAUCUAUCUAUCUAUCUAUCUAUCUCAUAUCUAUCUAUCUAUCUCCGUCUGUUCAUUAUUUAUCUAUCUCUUUCUGUUCAUUAUCUAUCUUCAUUGUCUUUACAUUAUUUAUCUAUCUAUCUAUAUCAGUUUAUUCAUUAUCUAUCUAUUUAUCUAUCUAUCUCAUUAUGUUCAUUAUCUAUCUACAUUACAUUAGCUUUUCAUAUCUAUCUAUCUAUCUAUCUAUCUAUCUAUCUAUCUAUCUAUGA